AUGUUGGGCUUGGUGAUAGAUGUUGACUUGGAUCAUAUCGAGGAUGAUCUGACCUAUCCAAAAGUCGGAUGGUCCUUUCUUCAGAAAGCCGAGAAUAAACUGGCCGAUAUCUGGACAAUGCUAAUUGACAAGGUCAUAUUGUCCAGUUUUCGUGGAAAACCGUAUAUCAAAGAUACUGACUGGCAAGUUGAGACCUGUAUGGCAUAUCUGAAUGCGGGAGUUACCCGCAUUAAAUCGGCCUUCGCUGGUUUGCCUGGUCGAGGCACCAAGGUCACGGGCAUUCGAUAUGUCAAUACUGAGCUAGCCAUACGCAAUUUUUUCUUUCGCGGAGGCCGAAUGAUUAUCAUCAGCUAUAGCAAAGCUCGAGUAUCGAAUAACUGCGCUUUCUACAUCGUUCAUUACCUUACUCCCAACUUUAGUUUAAGCCUGUUGAAGUAUCUCGCCAUCAUGCAGCCAACUUUGAGUUUCAUAGCGCAACAGCUCAAGAUACCUUACAAUCUAGACAACAAAUGCUUAUUCCCAGAUCCUUGUGGGAAACGAAAGCACCUUAGCUCUGCACAAGCUUCCGAAAUCCUCAAAGAUCUAACCCAGAAUCUCCCUACACCAUGGACCUUAUCCUCGUAUAGACGGGCAUCCCUUGCUAUCGCUAAGCACUAG
This is a messenger RNA of Fusarium redolens, 657 nucleotides long. RefSeq lists its product as uncharacterized. The transcript has a single exon. The coding region runs from base 1 to 657 and encodes 218 amino acids. NCBI's taxonomy places the organism in Eukaryota, Fungi, Ascomycota, Sordariomycetes, Hypocreales, Nectriaceae. The record is from RefSeq and is a predicted model, not a curated record.